AUAGUUUAGAUUGAACUUUUUCGUCCCUGUCGUAGCGGACCAGCGGUAGCACCAGGGCGGAAGGCAUCUUCUUUCUCUUCUUCUAAACUCUCCGCUCCGUCUAAACGAGAAAAGAAAAAAUAUCAUGACAAUUUCAAGCUUGUCCUUGUAUCCCACUUGUUCUUUCGACAGCCCAGAGAAGUCUUUCUUUUUUUCCGAUUUUUGCGACACUUGGUGACUUCUCACCACUGGUUUUUGUUGAUUAAUUUCCAUUUUGUCGGCUCUCCCGCUUUCUAGUCUCAGCCAUUACUCACGAUCCUUCUUCGCUUUCUUGGUUCUUCAGCUGGAACACAUCGUCCCUCUCAUUUUAACUGUUUCCCUGUUUAUUGUCUUCAAAUGAAAGGGAGUGCCUCUUCCUCUGUACUUUUCUUAUCCAAUUGGCGUUGAAGAAUCUCUUUUUGAUAAUUCACAAAUGGGGAGUGCUCUUUUCGAUUGCCCAACUCUAAACAGGGUUCUGGGGCAAGCCAGGCUCGAGAGUUCGGCUUCUAGGACUUCAUCCUUCCCUGUUCAUCACUAUUCUAGGAAGAGGCCUUCCUUCCUACCCAAACUAUUGUCUGAUACCGUUCUCAUUUCUCCUUCAAAGGUGCAUGCGAGUGCAUUGCCAGAAUUUGAUGAUUUCUUCUGGGAGAAGGCACCCACUCCAUUACUGGAUCUGAUUGAGACCCCAAUUCAGUUGAAGAACUUGUCCCUCAAGGAUCUGAAGCAGUUAGCUGAUGAAAUUCGUUCUGAGAUGUCAUUCGUUUUGUCAAAGACACAAAAGACUCUUAACUGCAGCCUUGCUGCUGUCGAAUUAACUGUUGCAAUUCAUUAUGUUUUCCAUGCCCCAAUGGACAAGAUACUUUGGGAUGUUGGUGAAGAGGCGUAUGCACAUAAAAUCCUGACUGGAAGAAGAUCACGGUUGCACACUUUGAAGCAGAGAGAUGGACUUUCAGGUUAUACAUCUCGCUUUGAAAGUGAGUAUGAUGCAUUUGGUGCUGGCCAUGGAUGUAACAGCAUUUCUGCUGGGCUAGGAAUGGCUGCUGCUCGGGAUCUUAAAGGAAAAAAGGAUUGCAUUGUCACUGUAAUAAGUAAUGGAACAACCAUGGCGGGCCAGGUUUAUGAGGCAAUGAACAAUGCUGGAUAUCUCGACUCAAAUAUGGUAGUUAUACUAAAUGAUACCAGGCAUUCAUUACAGCAGAUUAGGCCAGAAAAUGCUCCAAAGAUGUCUGUAAACAUACUCUCCAGUACGUUAAGUAAGAUCCAGUCUAGCAAAUCCUUCAGAAGAUUUAGAGAAGCUUUAAAGGGCAUAACCAAAAGGUUUGGUCAAGGGAUGCAUCAAUGGGCGGCAAAAGUUGAUGAGUAUGCUCGAGGCAUGAUUGGUCCACCUGGUUCUACACUAUUUGAGGAGCUUGGCUUGUACUACAUAGGCCCUGUUGAUGGUCACAAUAUUAAAGAUCUUGUCUGUGUUCUUCAAGAGGUAGCUUCAUUGGAGUCAACUGGACCUGUCCUAGUUCACGUCAUCACUGAUGAAGGACGAGGCGCCGAUAUGCCAAGAUAUGCAGAUGGAUUAACUUCCAACACUUCAACCUCAUACCCAAAGUUCAACGUCGGGAGUGCGACUAAGACAUAUACAGAAUGUUUUGUUGACGCCUUAAUUGAACAAGCAGAGAUAGACAAUGAUAUUGUAGCAGUUCACUCUGGUAUUGGCCUGGAGCGAUCUUUUCAUGCCUUUCAAAAAAGAUUUCCUGACAGAUAUUUUGAUGUGGGGAUGGCUGAGCAACAUGCAGUCACAUUCGCUGCUGGAUUGUCAUGCGGUGGAUUGAAGCCCUUUUGCAUCAUAAGUUCUUCAUCUCUGCAGAGAGGAUUUGACCAAGUAGUGCAAGAUGUUGACCUUCAGCGUUUACCUGUUCGAUUUGCUAUCACAAGUGCAGGAUUGGUUGGAUCAGAUGGACCAGCAUUAGGUGGUGCAUUUGACAUUACAUACAUGGCAUGCUUGCCUAAUAUGAUUGUUAUGGCACCAUCAGAUGAAAUAGAGUUGAUUCGCAUGGUUGCUACGGCUGCACGUAUUGAUGACCGGCCAGUUUGUUUUCGUUAUCCCAGAGGAGCCAUUGUGGAACUGAGAAAACCACUAUUUUGCAGUGUAGAACCACUUGAAAUUGGCAAGGGUAAAGUCGUUGCAGAGGGAAAAGAUGUUGCAUUGUUAGGAUAUGGAGUAAUGGUGCAUAACUGCCUUCAAGCCAAAUCCUUGCUUGCUAACUUGGGGGUCCAAAUAACAGUUGCAGACGCAAGAUUUUGCAAGCCACUUGACAUUGAGCUUCUUCGGCAGCUCUGUAGGAAUCAUGAGUUCCUCAUUACUGUAGAGGAAGGAACAGUUGGGGGCUUUGGAUCACAUGUUGCUCAAUUUCUUGCACUUGAUGGCCAGCUUGACGGAAGGGUUAAGUGGCGGCCAAUUGUUUUACCAGACAAAUACAUAGGGCAGGCUUCUCCCAGGGAGCAGCUUUCUAUGGCAGGAUUGACAGGCCACCAUAUAGCAGCUACUGUUUUAAGUCUCUUAGGCCGUCCAAGAGAUGCUCUUCACUUGAUGCCUUGACAGGCUUGCACCACUAGAAUCAUUUCCUCUGCUUCUAACCUUGCUAGCAAGCAGUAGAUAAACCAGAAAUUAUUAUCAAUGAUCGAUGAAAAAUGAGGUGUUCAAUGAAGAUGAGGAUGGCAAAAGAGGCCUUCAUUACAGUGGAACCCGUUAAGGUCAUGCUGCUUUGAAGAACUGGUGUCAACUAAAGCUCCCUUCCAGUCGAUCCUAAUGCCUGAAGUUCGACAAAGGAAUUUCUCUGGUGCUCAAAUUAUGUACCUCAUUAUUCAUGUGCCUCCUAACCCUCGUUGAUGAAAUCUAUACCGACAGAUUGCCAUCUAACCAUUGCUUUCAGUGAAUGGCAGACUCUUGUGUAUAACGGCUGCAUAAAUGGGCAAUACCAAAACAAAUUUUCUA
This is a messenger RNA of Nymphaea colorata (pocket water lily), 3004 nucleotides long. RefSeq names its product probable 1-deoxy-D-xylulose-5-phosphate synthase, chloroplastic. Gene Ontology annotation, molecular function: 1-deoxy-D-xylulose-5-phosphate synthase activity. Gene Ontology annotation, biological process: terpenoid biosynthetic process. The record is from RefSeq and is a predicted model, not a curated record. Lineage: Eukaryota; Viridiplantae; Streptophyta; Magnoliopsida; Nymphaeales; Nymphaeaceae. Bases 452 to 2608 code for a protein of 718 amino acids. The transcript has 11 exons.